GCGCCAGAUCUGACUGAGCGCUAGCUGAGCCUUACUGUCUGCCCUGAAGAACUGAAGAAUCAACAACUUUAAAAUGGUGUUUAUUGAUAAUAUUACGACAAUUGUAGGUGUCACGGUGUUUGUGACACUUGCAAUUCGUCUGUACAUCCGAGUAACUCAGACAUUUGCCCAAGUUGAAGGUUGUACAAUGGAAGGAAGGACAAUACUCGUUACUGGUGGAAGCGACGGUAUUGGAAAGGCAACGGUCAAACUUCUUGCUGCAAAGAGGGCAAGGGUCAUCAUUGCUUGCCGUAAUGUUGAAAAGGGAGCUGCAACUCGGGAUGAAAUCAUCGCUGCUACUGGCUACUCGAACAUCUCGGUGAUGAAGUUGGACCUGUCCUCACUUCAGUCUAUACGCACCUUUGUAAGGGAGUUCAAGCAGGAGGAACACAGACUAGAUGUCCUUAUCAAUAAUGCUGGAAUACUUGCUCCUGCCAAAAAGACGAUAACAGAGGAUGGAUUGGAAUUGACAUAUGCCACAAACCAUUUUGGACCAUUUCUUUUAACAAACCUACUACUUGACUUGUUAAAGAAGACUGGUCCUGGUCGUAUCAUCAAUGUCAGCUCUGUUGUGUAUACAAUGGGUAGCAUUGACUUUGAUAAUCUUUGUGCGGAGAGGAGUUACAGCAGCUAUACGAUCUAUGGACACACCAAGCUAGCUAAUAUCCUUUUCACAAAAGAACUGAGCCAGAGAUUACAGGGAACAGGUAUAACUGUUAAUUGUCUUCACCCUGGGACUGUGAGGACAGCUCUUCUGAACUAUAGACCACACCUGAAAGUUAUUUCUUUCAUCUUUGGAUCUCUUUUCUGGAAGGAUCCUGAGGUAGGAGCACAGACCUCUCUCUACCUGGCUGUAUCGGGAGAGGUCAACGGGGUCACUGGUCAGUACUUUGACAACUGUCGUCCUGUAGUUCCAUCAGCAAAGGCAAGGGAUGAUGGGGUAGCGAGGAAACUCUGGGAGGUCAGCGAAAAGCUUACUGGUCUAGCACAAUGAUAAAAAGUGUCCUUUUGUUUAAUAGAAGUAAAUUAUUGAUCUGUUCACAUAAUGAUACCUAUGUUUUAGGGUUGAUUCGAAAAUGAUUUUUAUAUAAGGCCUAAAAAAAAAAUUGAUGACUUGGCGUAACGGGUCACUGAAAAUUAGGGUAGGUAGGGCGAUAUUUUUGUUUUU
Molecule: messenger RNA, 1207 nt
Organism: Strongylocentrotus purpuratus (purple sea urchin)
Lineage: Eukaryota; Metazoa; Echinodermata; Echinoidea; Camarodonta; Strongylocentrotidae
Product: retinol dehydrogenase 14
Exons: 6
Coding region: 74-1033 (319 amino acids)
Source: RefSeq, a predicted model, not a curated record